Molecule: messenger RNA, 447 nt
Organism: Arachis stenosperma
Lineage: Eukaryota; Viridiplantae; Streptophyta; Magnoliopsida; Fabales; Fabaceae
Product: 1-aminocyclopropane-1-carboxylate oxidase homolog 1-like
Exons: 3
Coding region: 1-447 (148 amino acids)
Molecular function (GO): dioxygenase activity
Source: RefSeq, a predicted model, not a curated record
AUGGAGUUGGUGACGGUCAAGGGUCCCUGUGGCUUUCUCACAAUUCUGCUCCAAGAUCACAUUGGUGGCCUACAAGUUUUGUGGCAAAAUCAGUGGAUCAAUGUUCCCCCUGUUCAUGCUGCUUUGGUAGUUAACAUUGGAGAUAUGCUGCAACUGAUAUCUAAUGACAAAUUGAAAAGCGUGGAGCACCGUGUUGUGGCAAACCAUAGAGGGCCAAGGAUAUCAGUUGCAUGCUUCUUCACUGUUGAUAACUACCCAUCACAAAGAAUAUAUGGCCCCAUCAAGGAGUUGCUUUCACAAGAUAACCCCCCUCUCUAUAGGGAUACAUCAUUACAAGAUUUUAAUGCUUAUUACUAUAACAAGGGACUUGGUGGCAAUUCUGCUCUUUAUCAUUUUUUUGUUGCAAAGAUAAAAUAUGAUAUCACAAAAUAUGGUUUUAGAGAUUAG